Molecule: messenger RNA, 903 nt
Organism: Iphiclides podalirius (scarce swallowtail)
Lineage: Eukaryota; Metazoa; Arthropoda; Insecta; Lepidoptera; Papilionidae
Source: the annotation of a GenBank genome assembly
AUGUUCAAGUCAGCAGUAUUUAAUCUAAAAGAUGCUGGGAAAGGUCAAAUUCAAGAGUUUCUUGAUUCUUUUGACACUGUCCUUAGUGACUGUGAUGGUGUUCUGUGGAUUGACAACAAUGCUAUUCCUGGAUCCGCGGAUACAAUGAACUAUUUUCGUAAGAUAGGAAAGCGAAUUUUCUUUGUAACUAAUAACUCUACAAAGAUUCGAAGUGACUUUGCGCUUAAAGCUCAACAACUAGGCUUUAUUGCCCAUCCGGAUGAAAUACUUUCUACUUCAUAUUUAGUGGCACACUAUCUUCAAAGUAUUGGUUUUAAGAAAAAAGUUUACCUGAUAGGAUCAAAUGGCAUUGGGGAUGAAUUGAAAGCUGUGGGCAUACAGCACAUUGGGAUUGGACCGGACCAUGUUAAACCUGAUUUUAAAUCAAUGAAACCAUCAGAUAUGGACCCAGAGGUUGGAGCUGUGGUUGUGGGUUUUGAUGAGCAUAUCAGCUAUCCAAAGCUUAUGAAAGCUGCUUCCUAUUUGGCAUCUGAAGAUUGCAUGUUCAUUGCUACAAAUACAGAUGAGCGGUUUCCCAAAUCUAGUUCAAUUAUAGUCCCUGGGACUGGAACAUUAGUACGGGCAGUAGAAACAUGUUCAGAAAGAAAGGCAUUAGUGCUUGGAAAACCUAAUGAAUAUAUUAGAAGGUUUCUUCAAUCCAGUGGCCUGGACCCUGCAAGGACAUUAAUGAUUGGUGACAGAUGCAACACAGAUAUUGAAUUUGGUGUCCGUUGUGGCUUUCAAACGCUUCUUGUAUUGACCGGUGUGACUUCUGCUAAAGUCUUGGAAAAGAUACGUAAAGAAAAAAUAGAGCCGUUACCAGAUGUUGUGCUACCAAAGCUAGGAGAUUUACUAACAUUAACA